ACAGCUUCUCCGUCCUCUCUCCCUCUCCCACCAUGUGAAGCUGUAGAGAGCUGAAUCCUGGAUCAUCGCUUUGGUGAUGGUGGAAAAGCAUUUCAUGAGGACCUAACAGAAGACUGGAUGAGGUUGUAGCUAUGUUAACGUUCAGGUGGGGGGCGUGGCCUCUCUCCCCCUGUGGCCUUAUGCUAGUCGUCUUUUCGUCUAUGUGUCUGUCCCAGCAGACGAGCGUCAAACCUGCAGACUGCAGCAGGAAGGAGCAUCCUGUCGUUGUGUAUCAAGCAUUAAGGCCGUGGAUGUCAGAGUUCUCUCAUCGAGGAGCGAAGGAUUUCUCCCAGCUCGGCCUCGACCUGAGCCGACAGCAGAUCAUCGUGGGAGCAAGAAACUUUCUCUUCAGACUGAGUUUGAACAACGCUUCAUUAAUACAGAUGACAGAGUGGGCGCCGGAUGAAGAAACAAAGCGCUCAUGUCAGAGCAAAGGGAAGACUGAGGAGGAAUGUCAAAACUACAUCAGGGUAUUGUUGAUAAGCGGGACGACCCUCUUCACAUGUGGGACAAAUGCUUUCACCCCAGUCUGCGUAACCAGACAGAUUGAAAACAUGAGCCAGGUGUUGGACACUGUAAAUGGCGUUGCUCGAUGUCCCUACGACCCUCGGCAUAACUCCACUGCCAUGGUAACAGAGCGCGGCGAGCUUUAUGCAGCCACAGUGAUCGACUUCUCUGGACGUGACCCCGUUAUCUACAGAAGUCUGGGGAACAUGCCACCACUUCGCACCGCUCAGUACAACUCCAAAUGGCUCAACGAGCCACAUUUUGUGUCGGUUUAUGAGAUUGGUCGCUUCGCCUACUUCUUCCUGAGAGAAACAGCGGUGGAGAAUGAUUGUGGGAAGAUGGUGGUGUCCCGUGUGGCCCGAGUCUGUAAGAACGACAUGGGCGGGCGUUUCCUGUUAGAGGACACCUGGACCACUUUCAUGAAGGCGCGACUGAACUGCUCACGCUCGGGAGAGAUCCCUUUUUACUUCAACGAGCUGCAGAGCACAUUUUACCUCCCUGAGCAGGAGCUGAUCUAUGGGAUCUUCACCACCAACGUGAACAGCAUUUCAGCAUCUGCUAUCUGUGCCUUUAACCUCAGCUCCAUCACUCAGGCCUUUAACGGACCCUUCAGAUACCAGGAGAACCCUCGCACUGCCUGGCUUGCCAUGCCAAACCCCAUACCCAACUUUCAGUGUGGGACUUUAGAGGAAGGAGGCCCUGGGGGAAACCUGACCGAGCGAAGCCUCCAGGAUGCUCAGCGGCUCUUCCUCAUGAAUGAUGUGGUCCAACCGGUCACCAUCAACCCUCUGUUCACCCAGGACAACCUGCGCUUCUCUAGGCUGGUGGUAGAUGUUGUGCAGGGCCGAGACAGACUCUACCAUGUCAUGUACAUUGGCACAGAAUAUGGCACCAUCAUGAAAGCUCUAUCCACCACCAAUAAAAGCCUUCAUGGCUGCUACCUGGAGGAGUUGAGGAUCCUCCCUGAAGGAAAAAUUGCUCCAAUCAAAAGCCUGAAACUCCUCCAAAAUGACAGAUCUCUGUUUGUGGGGCUGGAUGAUCGACUGGUGAAGAUUCCGUUGGAGCGCUGCUCCAGCCAUUGGUCAGAAAGUCAGUGUUUGGAGGCUCGGGACCCGUACUGUGGCUGGGACCUGAAACAGAAACGCUGCACGACCAUUGAAGAGAGCUCCAACAUGAACCAGUGGAUCCAGAAUAUCACUGAGUGCCCAAUGAGGAAUCUGACACAGAAUGGCGGUUUUGGUCCCUGGGCUCCGUGGAGACCUUGUAACCACGAUGAUGGGGAGGGCUCUGUCAGCAGCUGCAUGUGUCGGUCUCGAUCGUGUGACGGACCCGUGGCUCGGUGUGGAGGAGUAGAGUGUAAGGGGUCCACUAUCCAGGUGGCAAACUGUUCCAGGAAUGGCGGCUGGACUCCAUGGUCAUCAUGGGGUCAGUGCAGCAGCAGCUGUGGGAUCGGAUUUGAAGUGCGACAGAGGUCCUGUAACAACCCAUCACCUCGUCACGGGGGUCGCAUCUGCGUCGGCCAGGGUCGAGAGGAGAGGCUUUGUAAUGAUAAAAAGCCAUGUCCCCUCCCUGUGUUAUGGACGUCUUGGGGUCCCUGGGCUCACUGCAGCGCUGAAUGUGGGGGAGGGGUUCACUCAAGGACAAGAACCUGUGAGAACGGAAACACCUGUCCUGGAUGUUCAAUGGAGUAUAAAGCCUGUAACUUGGAGGCAUGUCCUGAGGUACGUCGUAACACUCCCUGGACUCCCUGGAUACCCUUCAACGUCAGCCAUGAUGGGUCUAGGCAGGAGCAGAGGUUCAGGUACACGUGUCGGGCCCUGCUCCCUGACCCUCAACAACUCCAACUUGGAAAGAAGAAACUAGAGACCAGAUUCUGUCCCAAUGAUGGAUCUGGAGCCUGCCAGACUGAUGCUCUUGUCGAAGGUUUGAUGAAGACAAGUGGUCAAACUUUGUCCCAGCCACAAGGUGUGCGGUGGGAAUCUUGGGAAACGUGGUCCACCUGUUCCCAGCCAUGUUCCAGAGGCUUCAGGACGAGGAAACGAAGCUGCUCAACGGCUGAAGGACGGAUCAAUCCCAGCUCUUGUGUGGGAUCACCUGUGGAGUAUCAGGACUGUAACAUGCAGCCCUGCCCAGUGAAUGGAGCGUGGUCCUGCUGGUCCUCCUGGUCUCCAUGCUCCUCCAGCUGUGGUGGCGGACACUACCAGCGUACUCGGACGUGCAGUAACCCACUGCCUGCCAGUGGAGGGGACAUCUGUAUUGGGCUGCACACUGAGGAGGCACUCUGUAACACUCACACAUGUGAAGGUUGGGGUGAGUGGACAGGUUGGGGCGACUGUGAUGAUGACGGUCUGCAGCAUCGUACUCGUCACUGUGGAGACGACCAGGAGGCGGAGUCAGGGCUGUGUCAGGGAAACAUCACACAGUCUCGUCCUUGUCAGCCUCAUGAGGUGCCUGUGAUUUUACCAGGACAGGAGAACCAGAGCUGUGGAACCUUCACUCUGUUCCAGCUGGUUGCUGUUGGUUUGGCCAGUUUCUUUGCUGCAGCGUUACUGUCAGCGCUCACCUACUCGUACUGCUACCACCUGAACCGGCCGUCUGCAGAGUCCGCCGUCAUCCACCCCAGCACCCCCAACCACCUAACCUACAACAAACAGGGCAACGCCAUGCCAAAGAAUGAGAAGUACAUCCCCAUGGAGUUCAAGACGCUAAACAAGAACAACCUCCACGUGAACGACGAGACAUGCAACCACUUCCCCUCCCCACUCCCUGCCACCAAUAUGUUCACCACCACCUACUACCCCCCCAGCCUGAGCAAGUACGACUUCCACCCGGACUCACCCUGCAGGACCUACCUGCACAGCUGAAAGGAAAGCACACAAACACCAACCUUCUUCACUCACCCAAUAACACUCUAUCCAGAGAACAGAGAAAUCCUUGGAUUGACCUGAACAAUUCUAAUCAGGACUUUCUCCCUGAUCAUUUGGGAGUUUUUUCUGACCUAAAAUCAGGCUUCAAAUAGUCUGCCUUACCUUGCAGGAUGGGAAGUAAUUUCAAGAAACAAAGAUGUUUAUGGAAACCAAAUUUAACAGAAGUUAAGGCUUUCCAGAUAAACAUCCAUGUUAAAUUUAACAAGCAAAGUCAUACCAGUAAUUAAUGAUUAACUCAUUCAUGGACGAGUGUUCAGCUCUUUUACAUCACCCAGGAGAAACUUGCUUUGCUCUUUGUCUGAACAUACUAAACUGGGUUUUCACCACACUUUUGAAGUCCCAUUUAAAGGCUGGGGUUUUUUCUACUUCCAUUCUUUAAGAGAAGCGUUCUCUGUGUGUUCUGGGCAAGAAAAAAGAAGUAAACUUGAGAAUCUUUGUGUAGUCAGGUAACAUUUUCAGGAUCUAUCCCCGCCACAAAGACACGAUUGCAGCAGCAUAAGCUAGCCAAUACAAAACAACCCUUUAAAGGACAUUUGUUUACUCCUUUCCUUCUUCUACACCUUCUCUGAGGCGUUUGGGACACUAAACACGCGGUGAGGACUGGGAGUCGACCUUUGUCUUUCCCUUUUUUUCCACUUGACUGAAGGUUUCUUUUGUAACAUGUUUACAGGUGGGCGUCAUGGAUGAAAUUUGACUCGGACACUUUAAGUGCAAGUUUCAAAAAUGGACAUCUGAAGAUGUGAACAGAGUCUUGUUUGCUUUAAUUCUUCAUUUGAGCAGAAUCAGCCAGAAAACAACACUGAAGAGGACACUUUGUUUGACUCACCUCACUUUGUACUGUACACUGUAAAAAAAAAAGAUCAAAUGUGAGUGGAUUUUUUUGUGAUUUUGUCAAGACAGUAAGCAUUUUGUUUUUCAGUCACUCUUUUCUGGAUCUAAAUGCAAAAAGGUUUGUUUUUCAAGAAUCACCAAAUAUAGUGCAGAUAAACUUUUAUAUACAGUAUCAGAGACACUUACCAGAAGUUAAUGUUGCAAUUUUUUUUAACAAAAUGUCACUGUUUGAUGGUUUAAAGGUACUUUUUAAGCCUGGGCUGUUUUUUUUGUUUUGGUUUUUAACAAAUGUAUGGGAUUUAUUAGUACAGAAAGAAGUAGAAUAUCUCCUGUAGAUCAGGGGUGUCAAACUCAAUCACAGCAGGGGCCAGAUUCUGGAUUUAGGUUUAACCUGAGGGCCUACUCAGGUCAACACAACCUUAAACUGUCAUCCUCAUUUUCACCAGUAAUAAAAUAUGAUAAAAUCAGCACUUAAUGAUAAAUCUUUGGAAAUUCAAAAAAGUAAAAAUGAUAAGUUUAAAGGCUCAAAAUCUGAGAUAAAUGUCCAACUUAUUAUUUCAAAAGGUUAGAACAUGUUAUCAA
Messenger RNA from Cheilinus undulatus (humphead wrasse), 4886 nucleotides. Its product is annotated as semaphorin-5B-like. The coding region runs from base 132 to 3410 and encodes 1092 amino acids. Gene Ontology annotation, molecular function: chemorepellent activity; semaphorin receptor binding. Lineage: Eukaryota; Metazoa; Chordata; Actinopteri; Labriformes; Labridae. The transcript has 22 exons. Gene Ontology annotation, biological process: negative regulation of axon extension involved in axon guidance; semaphorin-plexin signaling pathway; positive regulation of cell migration. The record is from RefSeq and is a predicted model, not a curated record.